Coccomyxa subellipsoidea C-169 is the source of this 2355-nucleotide messenger RNA. RefSeq lists its product as hypothetical. The coding region runs from base 775 to 2355 and encodes 526 amino acids. Gene Ontology annotation, molecular function: alpha-1,4-glucan glucosyltransferase (UDP-glucose donor) activity. The record is from RefSeq and is a predicted model, not a curated record. Lineage: Eukaryota; Viridiplantae; Chlorophyta; Trebouxiophyceae; Coccomyxaceae. The transcript has 11 exons.
GAAGGAAGGAAGGAAGAUUACAUCACUCCCAGCCGCCUAGGGCUGAUUUGAUGAACUGGCAGCAUCCAAAUAAUCAAAACAAUCCAUCACAAAAUGUGCAACACCAACAAUGUCCAACUGCCACAUGAAUUGCUGCAUCGUCACAAUGUCUGCACCAAACAGCCCAGGAUAUCUGUCCCGAACAGAUUGCAAGGCAGGGCACUCAAACACAAGGUGGCGCUCAUCCCCAAUAACCUGCUGGGCACAACGCAUGCACAAACGCUGGGGCCGGGGAACCCUGGCCCAGCGGCCCGAGACAUUGGGCAGACUAUGACAACCCAUCCUGAACUUCAACAAUAUACGCAAGCAACGGGCACUCAAAGGCUGCUGUAAGAGCUGGCAAGGGUGGCGCACACAAGCUGGCCUAGUAAACCAUCUGUGAUAUGUACACAAGGUGGCAUUGCUGGACGGGCAGGUCCUAGGGCAAAUGUCAAUGUCAUCCCAAACCUGCAGUGCUUGCGCAUCGAGCAGCUGCAUCACAGCAGCAACUUCUACAGGAACAAGGGUGUCAAACCGAAUAACAAACUCAUACCCAAUCCGGCGCAAGCCCCGCAUGAAGGCCCAAGCCCAAUUCUUAACAUUACGGGUUAUGGCAUCCCAACAAUCAUCAAGGGCCACCUGCCUGUGAAAAUUAUUUGCAGGCAAGGCAGCCAAAUUGUUCCAGAACUUGAUAAUGCGCCGCCACCACACACAAUCAAGGGUCUGCUGAUUCAACUCCUUAAGCAAGAUGGCACCAUGCACAGAGGUGGGGACGCCAGCAAUGUCUCUCAGAAUUUUCAGCUGGUGUUCGUCACUACAGAAGUCGCCCCAUGGUCGAAGGUCGGUGGCCUUGCAGAUGUCAUGCAGGCACUGCCGACAGCUCUUGCCUCGAGAGGGCACAGGGUGAUGACAGUGGCCCCACGGUAUGCUGAGUAUGGCGAUGCUCAUGACACGGGCGUGAGCGUGCCAGUCAUGCAGGCUCAGUACUACCUCUGUCGCAAAGCCGACGUGGACCACAUCUUUGUGGACCACCCCAUGUACUGCCGCACGACGGACAUCUAUGGCAGCAGCAAUGUCAACACCUACCAGGAAGCUGGGGACUUUCCGGACCUGGACAUCAGGUACAGCAUCUUGUGCCAGGCAGCGCUGGCGGCUCCCAUGCUGCUUUGGGAAGCCAGGCCAGGGCCACUGUUGUUCAUUGGCAAUGAUUGGCCCUGCGCGCCGCUCGCGCUGCGCCUGAAGCAUUGCGUACAGCAGGCGGCAGCUGCCGGCAGCUGCCAGCACCAUGCACGCUCAGCGUUCUGCAUCCACAACCUGGCCUACCAGGGCACCAUGCCCAUCAGCGCAUUCCCCCGCCUGUGCCUGCCGGACGCCGCCCUCAUGGGCAGUGAUUUACCAUGCGAAGGAAGACGACACCCGUGUGCUUGGCUGCAGGCCGCCUUGUCUGAGUAUGACAGCAUAUGCACGGUCAGUCCCAACUAUGCUCGGGAGAUCUGCAGCGACGAAGGCAUGGCGUUCGGGAUGCGAGAGGUGCUGUGCAGGCGGGGCGUCAGCGGCAUCAUGAAUGGGUUGGAUACAGUGGAGUGGGACCCUGCUGCAGACGAGUGGCUGCCGGUGGCAGCUCGCCUCCAGGGCCCGAGCGACGCCGCGCGCGGCAAAGCAGAGGCCAAGCUACAGCUGCAGCAGCUCCUUGGCCUCGCCACUGACCCACAGGCGCCUUUGCUGGCGUACGUCGGACGCCUGACGGGGCAGAAGGGCAUGGACGUGCUGCUGUCAUCUUUGCCUCUACUGCUGGGGACGCCGACAAGGCUUCUCGCAGAGCCGGGGGCGAGUGCAGAGGGCGCGGCGGCCGGCGGGCUGCAGGUGGCGCUGCUGGGUACAGGGGAGGGGUGGAUGGAGCGCGCGCUGGCCGCCCUGUCCAGCUCGUUCCCCGGCAGAGCGGCCGGCGUCCCCAAGUUUGACGAGCUGAUCGCGCACCUGCUCAUGGCAGCGGCAGACUACGUGAUCGUGCCCAGCCGCUUCGAGCCAUGCGGCCUGGUCGCGCAGUCCGCGGCCCGCUACGGCGCCAUUCCCAUUGUGACUGCCGUGGGCGGCCUGCGCGACUUUGUCACCCCUGAGGUUGGAUAUCAGAUCCCGCCAUUUGGGCAUGAGGACAAGGGACAAGCACAGCGUGAGGCAGUGGCUUCACUGGUGGCAGUGGUGAAGGCUGCGGUGGCUGAGUAUGGCUCAGAGCAACAUCGGGAGAUGCAGAAUCAAUGCCUUGGUCUGGAUCUCUCCUGGGCAAAGGCUGCAGAGGAGUGGGAGCAGACAUUCUUGAGCUUGGUGGCUGAAACAUGA